AGUGUUUUUCUUUUGCUAUUUUCUGCUUAUAGAAAAAUCGUAUCUACCUUUCUCUCUCACUUACCAGUUGAGCUUUUUGUUCGUUUUGGUGCCAACCUCCACCGCAACAAUCGCUAGCUUCAACCUCCGGAGUCGCCGUAAGGAAUCGUCCGUGGCAUAUUUUUUUGAGGUCUACAAAGUGUUUUUUGCCUUUCUUAACGAACUAGGAAAUGGUUAAAAGUUAUGGAGAGUUUUGAUUUGCUAGAGAUAUCAUGACGCAGUGCAUAGACGGAUUCAAGCAUGUAUGCAACUCUCUGUUUCGGUGUUUUGAUAUCGAGAUAUAUAAACAGUCUGGAGGCCUUGGAGAUCCUGAACUACUUGCCAGAGAAACAGUUUUUAGCGUGAGUGAAAUAGAGGCUCUCUAUGAGCUGUUUAAGAAAAUCAGCAGUGCUGUCAUUGAUGAUGGGCUAAUAAACAAGGAAGAGUUUCAACUAGCCUUGUUCAAGACCAAUAAAAAAGAGAGCUUGUUUGCAGACCGGGUGUUUGAUUUGUUCGACACAAAGCAUAAUGGAAUACUGGGGUUUGAGGAGUUUGCCCGUGCUCUCUCCGUCUUUCAUCCAAAUGCUCCUAUAGACGACAAGAUUGAUUUUUCGUUUCAGCUAUAUGAUCUUAAGCAGCAAGGUUUCAUCGAGAGGCAGGAGGUGAAGCAAAUGGUGGUGGCUACUCUUGCUGAGUCAGGCAUGAACCUGUCAGACGAAGUCAUAGAGAGUAUAAUCGACAAGACAUUUGAAGAAGCUGACACAAAGCAUGACGGGAGGAUCGAUAAGGAAGAGUGGAGGAUCCUUGUUCUUAGGCAUCCUUCGCUUCUGAAGAACAUGACACUUCAGUAUCUCAAGGAUAUCACGACUACGUUUCCGAGCUUUGUGUUUCAUUCUCAGGUGGAAGAUACCUGAGAAGAGCAUAGCAGAUCAAACAGUUCGGCAAGUGUGUUUGUUUUCAGUCAUGUAUCAUGUUUAUUUGUUUUUGUUUUUUAAAUCUCUCUGAACUCAAGUUUCCAAGAUUUUGUUGUUUCUUCUGUGAAAAUGGAAAAGAAAAAAACGAAAACAAAGUUGUAUUUUUAAUCUAUUCUUGGUUUGGUUUA
Messenger RNA from Raphanus sativus (radish), 1120 nucleotides. RefSeq names its product calcineurin B-like protein 3. Lineage: Eukaryota; Viridiplantae; Streptophyta; Magnoliopsida; Brassicales; Brassicaceae. The transcript has 10 exons. Gene Ontology annotation, biological process: calcium-mediated signaling. Gene Ontology annotation, molecular function: kinase binding; calcium ion binding. Bases 252 to 932 code for a protein of 226 amino acids. The record is from RefSeq and is a predicted model, not a curated record.